This is a messenger RNA of Triticum dicoccoides, 1396 nucleotides long. RefSeq names its product 1-aminocyclopropane-1-carboxylate oxidase 1-like. The transcript is spliced from 3 exons. Bases 86 to 1078 code for a protein of 330 amino acids. NCBI's taxonomy places the organism in Eukaryota, Viridiplantae, Streptophyta, Magnoliopsida, Poales, Poaceae. The record is from RefSeq and is a predicted model, not a curated record.
UCAACACACUCUCUGCUUCAGCUAACCAGCACAAACACACAUACAGAAUUACAGAUAGGGAGAGUGAGCGCGUCAUCACGGAGCGAUGGCACUUCCUGCUAAUGCCGCUGCCUCGUUGAGCUUCCCGGUGAUCAACAUGGAGAAGCUGGAGACGGAGGAGAGGGGCGCGGCCAUGGAGGUUAUCCACGACGCCUGCGAGAACUGGGGAUUCUUCGAGCUGCUGAACCAUGGCAUCUCGCAUGAGCUGCUGGACGAGGUGGAGCGGGUGAGCAAGGCGCACUACGCAUGCCGGGAGGACAAGUUCAAGGAGUUCGCGGCGAGGACGCUGGAGGCCGGCGAGAAGGGCGCCGACGUGAAGGACGUGGACUGGGAGAGCACCUUCUUCGUCCGCCACCUUCCCGCCUCCAACCUCGUCGACCUGCCGGACCUCGACCACCAGUACAGGCAAGUGAUGAAGGAGUUCGCGUCGGAGAUCGAGAAGCUGGCGGAGAAGGUGCUGGACCUGCUGUGCGAGAACCUGGGCCUGGAGCAGGGCUACCUGAAGCAGGCCUUGGCCGGUUCCAGUGGCCCGACGUUCGGCACCAAGGUGAGCAGCUACCCGCCGUGCCCACGCCCCGACCUGGUGGACGGCCUCCGCGCGCACACCGACGCCGGCGGCGUCAUCCUUCUGUUCCAGGACGACCAGGUGAGCGGGCUCCAGCUCGUCAAGGACGGAGCAUGGGUCGACGUGCCGCCCAUGCGCCACGCCAUCGUCGUCAACAUCGGCGACCAGCUGGAGGUGAUCACCAACGGGCGGUACAAGAGCGUGAUGCACCGCGUGCUCACCCGCCCCGACGGCAACCGCAUGUCCAUCGCCUCCUUCUACAACCCCGGCGCCGACGCCGUCAUCUUCCCGGCCCCGGCGCUUGUGGCCGCUGCCGGCGCCACGGAGAAGAACGAGGGCGAGGAGGGCGGCGCCGCGUACCCGAGGUUCGUGUUCGAGGACUACAUGAACCUGUACGUGCGCCACAAGUUCGAGGCCAAGGAGCCGCGCUUCCAGGCCAUGAAGGCGGACGCCGCGUCAGUCGCCACAGCGUGACAAGUACAUGUGCUCGUACGUGCCAGGGCCUGGACAAGAGCAUUUUGGGACAUGUUGAUGUGGUGUACCGUAGAUAAUUUGGCUUGCUUGUGUGUGUAUUGUUGUCCCUGGUGGAAUCUCCGUGCAUGCCGUGAUGCUUGUGUGUGUUACUGUACGUGUGAGUGAAGUUUCUUUCUUUCUUUUGAAUAGUAUACGUGUGACGUGUGAGGUUACGUGAUGUAUGUAGUACGGAGUAGUGUAGUACUUGUGUACUAUGGUAUCGAUAGCUUAACUGCCUUAAUGGCAAUUUCAACGGCUACACGUAAAAUUUCUCCUGCA